Molecule: messenger RNA, 1134 nt
Organism: Odobenus rosmarus divergens (Pacific walrus)
Lineage: Eukaryota; Metazoa; Chordata; Mammalia; Carnivora; Odobenidae
Gene: RAB3IL1
Product: RAB3A interacting protein (rabin3)-like 1
Exons: 10
Coding region: 1-1134 (377 amino acids)
Biological process (GO): exocytosis
Cellular component (GO): Golgi to plasma membrane transport vesicle
Molecular function (GO): guanyl-nucleotide exchange factor activity
Source: RefSeq, a predicted model, not a curated record
AUGUGGAGCGGCCAGCCCCACCCAGACGAGGGCGACCCGCCGCCCCUCGAAGCUGUCCCGGUCCCCUGGAAGAGUGUGGGCCCCUGCAAAAGCCACAGGGAGUCCCCAAGAGGCCUGGCGGAGACCCCUGGAGGGGAGGAGGGCCCUGCAGCCGCCCAACUGGAUGUGUUGCGCCUGCGAAGCUCUUCCAUGGAGAUCCGGGAGAAGGGCUCAGAGUUCCUGAAGGAGGAGCUGCACAAAGCCCAGAAGGAGCUGAAGCUGAAGGACGAGGAGUGUGAGCGGCUGUCCAAGGUGCGGGAGCAGCUAGAACGGGAGCUAGAGGAGCUGACGGCCAGCCUGUUCGAGGAAGCCCACAAGAUGGUGCGGGAAGCCAACAUGAAGCAGGCAGCGUCGGAAAAACAGCUGAAGGAGGCGCGGGGCAAGAUCGACAUGCUGCAGGCAGAGGUGAGCGCCUUGAAGACACUGGUCCUCACAUCCACACCAGCCUCUCCCAACCGUGAGCUCCACCCACAGCUGCUGAGCCCCACCAAGGCCGGACCCCGCAAGGGCCACUUGCGUCAUAAGAGCACCAGCAGCACCCUCUGCCCCGCGGUGUGCCCCGCGGCUGGACAUACCCUCACCCCGGACAAGGAGGGCAAAGAGGUGGACACAACCCUGUUCGCAGAGUUCCAGGCCUGGCGAGAAUCGCCCACCCUGGACAAGACCUGCCCCUUCCUUGAAAGGGUGUACCGGGAGGACGUGGGCCCCUGUCUGGACUUCACCAUGCAGGAGCUCUCAGCACUGGUCCGGGCUGCGGUGGAGGACAACACGCUCACCAUUGAGCCGGUGGCUUCGCAGUCGCUGCCCACCGUGAAGGUGGCCACAGUUGAGUGUGGCAGCACCAAUACCUGUGCCCUGAGCGGGCUGGCUCGUGCCUGUCACCACCGAAUCCGGCUUGGGGACUCUGAGAGCCACUACUACAUCUCGCCGUCCUCCCGGGCCAGGAUCACCGCAGUGUGCAACUUCUUCACGUACAUCCGCUACAUCCAGCAAGGCCUGGUGCGGCAGGAAGCGGAGCCGAUGUUUUGGGAGAUCACGAGGCUGCGGAAGGAGAUGUCGCUGGCGAAGCUCGGCUUCUUCCCCCAGGAGGCCUAG